AUGUUGGUUCUGGUGCUCGGAGAUCUGCACAUUCCACAUCGCUGUAACUCCCUGCCUGCCAGGUUUAAGAAGCUGCUGGUGCCAGGAAAAAUACAGCACAUCUUGUGUACAGGCAACCUGUGCACGAAGGAAUCAUUUGAUUAUCUCAAGACCCUGGCCAGUGAUGUUCAUGUUGUGAGAGGCGACUUUGAUGAGAACAUGAACUACCCAGAGCAGAAAGUGGUGACUGUUGGACAGUUUCGUAUCGGGCUCUGCCAUGGUCAUCAGGUGGUGCCCUGGGGUGAUAUAGAGAGCUUGGCCAUGGUACAGCGCCAGCUGGAUGUGGACAUUCUCAUCUCGGGGCAAACCCACAAGUUCCAGGCUCUUGAACACGAAGGAAAGUUCUUCCUUAAUCCGGGUUCAGCGACAGGAUCAUUUUAUGCUUUAGACAGCAAUGUUAUUCCAUCUUUCGUCAUCCUUGACAUCCAGCAGUCCACAGUUGUGUCGUAUAUCUACAAGCUGAUAGACGAUGAGGUGAAAGUGGAGAGGAUAGAGUAUCGCAAGUCAUAG
Molecule: messenger RNA, 549 nt
Organism: Candidula unifasciata
Lineage: Eukaryota; Metazoa; Mollusca; Gastropoda; Stylommatophora; Geomitridae
Source: the annotation of a GenBank genome assembly